This is a messenger RNA of Oryzias latipes (Japanese medaka), 2690 nucleotides long. RefSeq names its product cysteine sulfinic acid decarboxylase (gene csad). The record is from RefSeq and is a predicted model, not a curated record. Lineage: Eukaryota; Metazoa; Chordata; Actinopteri; Beloniformes; Adrianichthyidae. Gene Ontology annotation, cellular component: cytoplasm. Gene Ontology annotation, molecular function: pyridoxal phosphate binding; sulfinoalanine decarboxylase activity. Gene Ontology annotation, biological process: taurine biosynthetic process; carboxylic acid metabolic process.
CCUAAGAUGCUCUUGGUUCUUCAUGAAAGUGAAAGCUUCACUUAGUUAGCUAAAAUAAGUUUUUUUGUUUUUUUUAAUGCCCUUUCAAAAUGAAUCACAGCAUUCUUGUUUGGUUUUCCCACACUCUACAAUCGUGUCAGACAACAUUAAUUAACUUCUGGUGCAGGACAAAGGUUGAGUCCAGCCUACUCCUCACUCUUCUGUUGCAGCCAUUUUCCACCAUCUGUGUGGCUGGUAUCAAACGGCAGCAGAGAUUUUGGACUCAUUUUAGAGCAUACCGAUGGCAAAAACAUCUCCGUUCUCCUCAGAUGGAGGGACUUUGGAACCAGCCCUCCGGGAUUUAACUCAGCCUCUUAUUGAUCACGCAGAAGGCCAGCUCUUCUUGAAUGAGGCCUUCAAAAUUAUAGUGGAAGAGGUGCUCCGCAAGGGAACAGAUGCUGAAGAAAAGGUGUGUGAGUGGAGAGAGCCUGAGAGUCUGGCUCUGCUGCUGGAUCUGCAGCUGAGAGACACGGGAGAGUCACAAGACAGGCUCCUGCAGAGAGUCAGAGAUGUUGCAAAGUACAGCAUUAAGACGAGUCACCCACACUUCUUCAAUCAGCAGUUUGGUGGGGUGGAUUAUCAUUCUCUGGCUGGACGCUUCCUUACUGAGGCCCUCAACACUAACCUCUUCACCUACGAAGUGGCACCUGUCUUUGUGCUGAUGGAGACUGAGGUUCUCAAAGCAUUGCGUCAGCUGGUGGGAUGGACGGAUGGUGAUGGCAUUUUUUGCCCAGGAGGGUCCACCUCCAACAUGUAUGCCAUGAACCUUGCUCGCUACAAACUAUUUCCAGAGGUCAAGACCAAGGGGCUGUGGGCUCUUCCUCGACUGGCCAUCUUUUCAUCCCCAGGGAGCCAUUACUCUGUACAGAAAGGGGCUUCAUAUCUGGGUUUUGGAACAGACAGUGUCAUCUUAGUAAAAGUGGAUGAUGGUGGUCGCAUGAUUCCAGAGGAUCUUGAUGCAAAGAUAGAGCUGGCUAAAUCUCAGGGUUUCGUACCACUACUAGUGAGCUGCACAUCAGGCACCACAGUGCUGGGAUCCUUUGACCCCCUGGAUUGCAUAGCUGACGUUUGUGACAAACACCAGCUCUGGAUGCACGUUGAUGCUGCGUGGGGAGGAAGCGUGCUCUUUUCCAAGCAGCAUAGACACCUAAUGAAAGGAGUUGAGAGAGCAAAGUCUGUAUCAUGGAAUCCUCAUAAGAUGCUGCUGGCCGGCCUCCAGUGUUCUGCCUUUCUGCUGCAGGAUACCACGAAUCUCCUGAAACGAUGCAACUGUGCCAACGCAUCAUACCUCUUCCAGCAGGACAAAUUCUACGAUGUAAACCUAGACAUAGGGGAUAAGUCUGUGCAGUGCAGCCGCAAGGUGGAUUGUCUGAAACUGUGGUUGAUGUGGAAAGCUGUCGGCUCCACUGGCUUAGAGCAUCGUGUGGAUAAAGCUUUUCUUCAUGUGAGGUAUUUAUUGGAACAGAUGAAGAAAAGAGAUGGAUUCCAGCUUGUGAGCACUCAGCCAGAGUUUGUAAAUGUGUGCUUCUGGUUCAUACCACCAAGUCUGAGAGGGAAGGAGGGAAAUGCUGAUUACCAGGAUAAAUUGGCAAAAGUUGCUCCAGUCAUUAAGGAACGCAUGAUGAAAGAGGGAACAAUGAUGGUGGGCUACCAACCUCUCGGAGACUUAGGGAACUUUUUCCGUGUGACUGUGUUCUCUCCUCAUAUUUGCCAUAAAGACAUGGACUUCUUCCUUGAUGAAAUAGAACGACUUGGAAAAUGUUUGUGAUCAUUAUCAGUGUGGGAAUGUGUGUGUGAGUGAGAGACUGGAACUGUGACUGUAAAGCACUUUGGGUCUUAAUCAAGGUAGAAAAGUGUUAUAUUCAUGACCAUUCUCACAUCGUUAGUAAUGAAAUUAAGAAUUAGAUUUAAGAAAAUCCAAUGUAUGCAUUCAUAACUGUGUUAUUAUUCCAUGGAAUUAAAUGUAGAAUAAUAAAAAUUGCACAAAACUAUUCUAUUAGAAAAUCGCAAACCUUUUCUUUUAAAAUUGUGGUUUUUAUCAAAAUAAUUUCAGUUAUUUCAAAAUUCCUUUGCAAAUUAGACUAAAAUGGAAGGGAGUAGUUCGCAAAAAAUAGCUAAUUUUCACCUUUUCUAUUUAUGCACUUGAAUCAAAUUACAAUUAUAGAUAUGUUGAUACGUGUUAGUUAAACACCUGAAAAACAGAAAUUAAGCAUAGGUCAAUAAUUUCAUUUUAGAAAGAUAAUAUGGCUUUUUCCUUAAAAUAGCUAAUUAUAUUGACUAAUUAAGGUCUUUGAGCGAAUAAGUGAAUAUUUAAAUUACUAAUCAAGUGUAGGGCAAAGAAAAAGAAGAAAGGGUAAUUACAAAUAAGUUUCAUAUUAUGAGCUCCAUGAAUGUUCGUUAAAGUUUCUUUUUUACUGAUUAAAUGAACACUACAAGGGCUCAAAGAUAUGUACAGUAUACAAUAUUGACAACAAUCCGAAUUCUUCAACAGUCAGAAAGACAGAAAAAGUGUUUUUUUUAUUCUAAAAGGCUGCUCUUUAAAUACCAUAAAUGAUUCGCCUUGUUAUGUAAAUGAGUAGCAUUUUUUCGUGUAAAGAUUUUAUUGUUAUUAUAUUUGCCUGAAAAUAUGAAUAAAACAUUACAUAAAGGGA